This is a messenger RNA of Dendronephthya gigantea, 1887 nucleotides long. RefSeq names its product P2X purinoceptor 4-like. Gene Ontology annotation, cellular component: nuclear inner membrane; plasma membrane. The coding region runs from base 57 to 1391 and encodes 444 amino acids. The transcript is spliced from 13 exons. Gene Ontology annotation, molecular function: extracellularly ATP-gated monoatomic cation channel activity; purinergic nucleotide receptor activity. Lineage: Eukaryota; Metazoa; Cnidaria; Anthozoa; Malacalcyonacea; Nephtheidae. Gene Ontology annotation, biological process: response to ATP; monoatomic cation transmembrane transport. The record is from RefSeq and is a predicted model, not a curated record.
UCAUGAAGAUGAUUGCAAAAUUCUUAAUCUCCUGACAUGAAAAAUGCUUCUUUAAAAUGGUGAAUUUCAACGAGGCUUGCAGCUCUUUCGCUGCUGCCGUCCUUGAAUAUGAUACGAAUAAGAUUGUUCAUAUAAAGAGCAAGAAAGUUGGCUUGAUCAACCGCAUAAUACAACUUGCAAUCAUCGGAUAUGUGAUCGGCUAUGUUAUUAUCUAUGAAAAAGGUUAUCAGUCAUUUGAUGUUGGACUGAGCUCUGUAACAACGAAACUUAAAGGAACAGCGUUAACCAAUUUGUCAAUAAAUUUCCCAGUCAACAUUAGCAAUGGGAUAGAGUCAAGCAAGCUUUUUGAUGGACCACGGAUCUGGGAUUCGUCAGAUUAUGUGAUACCUCCAGAGGAAAAUGAUGCUGUCUUUGUGAUGACCAACAUGAUAAUAACGCCUCGGCAGAAGCAAGGAAUGUGCCCGGAAGACGACCAAUACACCAUGGCUCGUUGUUAUUCUGAUGCUAAUUGUACUAAAGGUGAAGAAGUUAUCACAGGACAUGGCGUCAUGACAGGAAGGUGCAUAGCACCAGACAGACAACGAAGUGACCGGGGCAAUUACAAUGUCUGCGAGAUAUAUUCCUGGUGUCCAGUGGAGUAUGACAAACUACCAAUGCCGGGAACAAAUUCUGGCAAUCCCUUAAGAAACGACACUUGCCUGCUUGAUUCUGCCAUCAACUUCACAAUAUUGAUAAAGAACACUGUGCAGUUUCCAGAAUUUGGUGUUCGGGUACGAAAUAUAAAUGACAAGCAGAACAAGACCUACCUGACAAGAUGUCAUUACAGUUCAAGUAAAGAAAAUCGUCUGUGUCCAAUCAUUAGCUUAAAAACAAUAUUUGAUGAAAUCUCCGAUACUGCAUUUGAAGAUGCUUGCAUUAAGGGGGGGAUUGUUGCCAUUAAAAUCAAGUGGGAUUGUGAUUUAGAUUAUGACGAGAGCGAGUGUCUACCACAUUACUCAUUUGGCAGAGUGGACAAUGCGCAUGCUCAGAUAGCAGGUGGAUAUAACUUCAGAUUUGCAACUUACGAUGUCGAAAAUGAUACUCAGUACCGGACGUUGAUAAAGGCAUAUGGUAUUAGAUUUGUUAUAAUGGUCGACGCGAAGGCUGGUAAAUUUGACAUCAUUCCUUUGCUUCGGAAUCUUGGUGCUGGCUUGGCCUUACUUAGCGUGGCGACCGUGAUGUGCGAUAUAUGUGUGUUAUAUCUGUUGAAAAAGAAAUAUUUUUAUCGAAAUAAGAAAUACCAAUAUGUCGACGACCCGGACGCCAGUAGCACAAGCGAAGAUGAGGCGAGUUUACGAACAAAACCCGAAGAACGCACUGACAGUGGUGACUACGAAAAUAUUAACGAUUAAAUGAUGAGUGAAAGAAGCAACACGCCUGAUUAUGGUACCUUGAAAAACGAAAAAUGAAAAUAAUUCAAGUGGAAGUAAUGAGCACAGGUUUGAUCAUUUCAACACUAAAUUAAUCCCGAAGAAAAUAGAUGAGGUGUAUUCAGGGUAAAAAAAUAGACGAUAAGUAAAGAGAAGAUGGUCUGUCCAAAAGCAAAAUUUGAUAUUUUGGCGUAUGUUAUUUACUGAAUUGGUACACAGGAGUUAAGAUACUAGGUGACGUUGUGCUUAAUGUGGGUGACCUGAUUGUUGAGACCUACGAAAUCACAUACGCCAGAAAGUUGACUCGUAUAUAGUUAGUUGUAAUCAUAUUCACGUACAAAAUGGCCGCUAAACUGCACAGAACUUCACAUUAGGAUACAAGAAAGAAAAACACACAGCAUUUGAGACUAGGCCAUAUCACAGAACAAUAAGUUAUUAAAUUUAAUUGAAACAUUGAUUCCGGGGGGAGUGCACGCUA